Molecule: messenger RNA, 2137 nt
Organism: Tyto alba (common barn owl)
Lineage: Eukaryota; Metazoa; Chordata; Aves; Strigiformes; Tytonidae
Gene: PGAP4
Product: post-GPI attachment to proteins GalNAc transferase 4
Exons: 2
Coding region: 757-1944 (395 amino acids)
Biological process (GO): GPI anchor biosynthetic process
Cellular component (GO): Golgi membrane
Molecular function (GO): glycosyltransferase activity
Source: RefSeq, a predicted model, not a curated record
CCGCAAAGGCGUGGCCAUCGGAGCCGCUGAAUACACCUGACACAUGCCUGGAGCACGUUUGAAAUCCUGGCUAAGGAAAGGUGGCGGAGAGCUUUGUAGCCGUAGGGGACCGCAGGGCUCUGCAGCACCGCCCGGGCUGGCGUUUCGCUGCUCUCGAAGGAGCGUUCGGGGACCACAGAGCAGGACUAAGGGACUCCGGCUGCGCUGCGGUCUCUGCCGCGGGAGUCCUGGCACUCGGGUGGUUCGCAUUUUGCUUCUUAACCUGCUUUCAUAGACCUCCCGCCGCUCCGGUUUUGCGUUUCUCACUCGUGUCGGCUCCCCUUCCCCUCCUUCCGAGCAUCUCUGUGCUGGCGUGGUCACAUGUUUAGGCUUUGGUGCCUUUAAUCCCACCCUCGCCGCCCGAGAGGGAGGAGAAAAAUUCGCGGGAGAGAAGUGAGCAACAAGCAGAGUGGCAAGAUCAAACAGAAAAGCGGAGCUGUACGUUCACCCCCACGCCUCUCGCCCCGCCGGCGGGGUCGGGGAGCCCGCGGUGCUGGCAGCGGGGAGAAGGGGAGCGGAGGUGCGGGACCUGCGGGGCUGUCCCGCCGGCGGCAGGACGCCUCCUGGUGCCGAGCAGGAAAGGGCUUGGACAAAUUGUGCAGGUUUGGCAGCUGCUGCCCCGAUGGUACCUUGUAAUCCAGGGAGGACGCAUCAGAAGUGAAGGAAUGAGGGCAUUACUUGCUCUGUAAGCAAGGGUGCCUUGCUUCUGCAGCAGCCAUGUUACACCAAGCCUGGCAGCUCUUUGGGAGGUGGUGCCGUUGGUCCAGUCCUUUUUUCCAUCUGCUUGCACUGACUGUGGUGACAUUCGGUGUGCUCGCACCUUUGAUUUGCCACCGGCUCCUCCAUUCUUACUUUUAUUUGCAGCGCUGGCACCUGAACCCCAUGAGUCAGGAGUUCCUGGAGCAGAACCAGCAGGAGGGCCAGGCUGCCCUCCAUUACUUUGAGAAGCUGCAGAUAGCAAACACCUCUGAGACUUCUGGCGGUGACGCCUUCCAUCCCUUGCUGCUGGUCACCAUUAUCACUGUGCAGAGGCGGAGUGAUUUCCACUACGUCUUGCAAGUGGCCUCCCACUUCCACCGCCUCCUCCAGAAGUGUGGUGCACGCUGCCAUAGCCACCGCAUCCUCCUCUGUAAUGUGGAGUCAGACCCCAGUAGCCAUCAGGAUGUCAGUCUGCUUAGCAGCUUCUUUCCUAUGGUCAGUCGUGACAAAACUGGUGAGAACCCUGACCCCAGUGUGAACCAGUUUGAGAAAGAGAAGCAGGACUAUGUCUUCUGUCUAGAACAGUCGCUGUUGGCAUACAACCCAGAAUACAUCCUCAUAGUGGAAGAUGAUGCUGUGCCAGAGGAGGAGAUAUUCGCUGUCUUGCAGCACCUCUUGUUGGCCCGGUUCUCUAAACCAUACCUCAGAGAUGCACUCUACUUUAAGCUUUACCAUCCCGAGAGGCUUCAGCACUACUUCAACCCGGAACCCAUGAGAAUCCUUGAGUGGCUAGGUCUCGGCAUGUUUCUGGGGCCUGUUCUGAACUGUGUGUACUCCUGGGCAAUUGGGCGCCCCAGCCUCAGUUGGCCCAUGGUCUUGUUCUUUGCUUUGUACAGUAUGGCUUUGUCAGAGCUGGUGGGACGGCAUUACAUGCUGGAGCUGCGCCGGCUGGCCCCCACUCUCUAUAAUAUCAUGCCAGUCACUGAGUGCUGCACGCCUGCCAUGCUCUUCCCUGCUCCGUCUGCCCGCCGUGCCUUAGCUUACCUGAAGGGGCUGCACUGCCGACAGGGCUUUGCUAAGGAUAUUGCCCUCUAUUCGCUGCUUCGUACUAAGGGGGAGAACGCCUACGUGGUGGAACCCAACCUGGUCCGGCACGUGGGAAUGUAUUCCAGCCUUCGCCUAAAUGACAACCCGAAACUGCUGUGAUCUGUUCAUGCCUUUCGAGACAGAAGGCACAGAUAAGUUGACGCUGGGCAGAGGGGCAGUGUGCAAAUUCAGAUGUUGUGCUGCUUGCACUGGGCAUCCUGUCCCUCUGGGUGGACAAAGAAUAACUUUCCUUAAAAAAAAAAAAAAAAAAAAGGGUUUCUUAAAGAAUAAACUUAUGUACGUGCAGACCCCA